AAAAAAAACAGCGGCUACACACUCACAGCAGUGGUACCGUUAUUCACUUUUUGCACACUACCCCGUCAUGACAGUGCCAAGAGCUAAUGGCUUUGAACUAUGGAAACAGGCGCGGACACAGUAACCUACUGGACGGGUAACCUGACUGGAACAUGCUCUGAAUUGGGUAUUGCCAAUUAACUUUCUGAGCAGCAGGCAGAAAAUCUCUACAAUGAAGGUUGACAGAAGCAAGUUAAAGAAAACACCUACAGAAGCUCCAGCUGACUGCAGGAUCCUUAUAGAGAAGCUAAAAGCAUGUCAUGAUGAGCAGCUUCUGGUUGAACUGCAGCAAAUCAAGACUUGGAACAUUGGCAAGUGUGAGCUUUACCAUUGGGUGGAUCUGCUGGAUCGCUUUGAUGGCAUUCUUUGCGAUGCAGGCCAGACAGUGGAGAAUAUGUCAUGGCUGCUGGUGUGUGACCGUCCAGACAAUGGACAGCUCAAAGCUUUGCUUUUGGCAGUGCUCAACUUCACAGCUCUGCUCAUUGAGUAUAGCUUUUCUAGGCAUCUCUACAGUUCCAUAGAGCACUUAACCACCUUGUUAGCAUCAUGCGACAUGCAAGUGGUCCUGUCUGUGCUGAACCUACUGUACGUGUUCAGCAAACGCUCCAAUUAUAUCACAAGGCUUGGAUCUGAUAAAAGAACACCUCUCCUGGCUCGUCUACAACACCUGGCUGAGAGUUGGGGUGGGAAGGAAAAUGGCUUUGGUCUGGCUGAAUGCUGCAGGGAUUUGACCAUGACGAAGUAUCCUCCAAGUGCCACCACUCUGCACUUUGAGUUUUAUGCUGAACCAGGCCCAGAGGUCAAAGUGGACAGAAAGACAUGUAGUAACACACUACACUAUAUUCACAUCGAGCAGCUUGACAAGAUCUCAGAAAGCCCAUCUGAAAUCAUGGAGUCGCUGACCGUAAUGUACAACAUCCCUAAAGACAAGCAAACCCUUCUGUUCACGCACAUUCGUCUGGCCCAUGGCUUCUCAAAUCACAAAAAAAGGUUGCAAGCAGUGCAGGCCCGACUACAUGCCAUCUCUAUUCUGGUGUAUUCAAAUGCUCUGCAAGAGUCUGCCAACAGUAUUCUGUAUAAUGGCUUGAUAGAGGAGCUGGUGGAUGUCUUGCAGAUCACAGACAAACAGCUUGUGGACAUCAAAGCAGCAUCUCUGCGCACAUUGACAUCAAUAGUCCACCUGGAAAGGACACCCAAGCUUUCAAACAUUAUCGACUGCACUGGCACAGCAUCCUAUCACGGCUUCUUGCCUGUAUUGGUGCGCAACUGCAUACAAGCAAUGAUUGAUCCUUCUAUGGAACCCUACCCACACCAAUUUGCCACAGCGCUCUUCUCUUUCCUAUACCACCUGGCUAGCUAUGAUGCUGGAGGGGAAGCCCUUGUUUCCUGUGGUAUGAUGGAAGCCCUUCUAAAGGUGAUCAAGUUCUUAGGCGAUGAGCAGGACCAGAUCACUUUUGUGACACGAGCAGUGCGGGUUGUGGACCUCAUCACCAAUCUCGACAUGGCUGCCUUUCAGUCCCACAGCGGCCUUUCUAUUUUCAUUUGCAGACUAGAGCACGAGGUGGAUUUGUCGCGGAAAGAGUGCCCUUUUGUCAUCAAGCCAAAGAUACAGAGGCCGAGUGCAACUGUGGAGUCUGAGGAUAUGGACACAGACAUGGAGAUGUCAGAAGUUGCCAUGGAAAGUAGCCCUGGACCAUCAACAUCUACUGGUUCUAGGCCAGAGGUCGACCACCGAGCGCAGAGCAGUUCUAACACGCCUCGUACAGGCAUGCAGUGUAUCCCCCAGAGGGCUGCUCUUUUGAAGUCGAUGCUGAAUUUCUUAAAGAAAGCCAUCCAAGAUCCUGCCUUUUCUGAUGGCAUUCGUCAUGUAAUGGACGGCUCCUUGCCUACCUCACUUAAACACAUCAUCAGUAAUGCGGAGUACUAUGGCCCGUCACUGUUUCUCUUGGCGACAGAGGUGGUGACGGUUUUUGUGUUCCAGGAGCCAUCCCUGCUCUCCUCUCUGCAGGAUAAUGGUCUCACUGACGUCAUGCUGCAUGCCCUUCUUAUCAAAGACGUUCCUGCUACCCGUGAGGUGCUGGGUUCUCUCCCUAAUGUGUUCAGUGCUCUCUGCCUGAAUGCCAGAGGUCUGCACUCUUUUGUUCAGUGCCAGCCUUUUGAGCGCCUCUUCAAAGUGCUUUUGUCCCCAGACUACCUGCCUGCCAUGCGACGGCGGCGUAGCUCUGACCCUUUGGGUGACACUGCAUCUAACCUGGGCAGUGCUGUGGAUGAGCUCAUGAGGCACCAGCCCACUUUAAAGACCGAUGCCACCACUGCCAUUAUUAAGUUGCUGGAGGAGAUCUGCAACUUGGGUCGAGCCCCUGAGUACAUCUGUCAGAAACCAUCUAUCCAAAAAGCAGAUGGCACUGUGGCGGUGCCACCUGCACGCUCCAGUCAUGCUGCUGAGGAAGCAUCUAGUGAAGAUGAGGAGGAAGAAGAGGCCCUCCACACAUUCAGCCAACAGCAGGGGGAGCCAGAGAGCAACAGACAGUCAGUGCCACUUGAACUGGUUGUAGGGACUGAAGAACGGAUACCCAUUCCUCUUAUGGACUAUAUUCUUAAUGUGAUGAAGUUUGUGGAAUCCAUACUGAGCAACAACACCACAGAUGACCAUUGUCAAGAGUUUGUCAACCAGAAAGGGUUGCUGCCUUUAGUCUCCAUUUUGGGCCUUCCCAACUUGCCCAUAGAUUUUCCGACCUCUGCAGCCUGCCAAGCUGUGGCUGGUGUCUGCAAGUCUAUAUUGACUCUCUCACAUGAGCCGAAGGUCCUCCAGGAGGGCUUGUGCCAACUGGACAGUAUUCUGACAUCUCUAGAGCCACUUCAUCGUCCAAUAGAGAUGCCUGGUGGGUCUGUGCUUCUGAGAGAAUUGGCUAACGCAGGCCAUGUUACUGAUGCCACAUUGUCAGCACGGGCUACACCACUCCUGCACGCCCUAACCGCAGCCCACGCCUACAUCCUAAUGUUUGUCCACACAUGCAGAGUUGGACAGAGUGAAAUCCGAGCAAUCUCAGUGAACCAGUGGGGCUCCCAGCUGGGGUUAAGUGUACUGAACAAGCUGAGUCAGCUCUACUGCUCCUUGGUUUGGGAAAGCACUGUUCUGUUGUCCCUUUGCACUCCAAAUAGCCUGCCUCCAGGAUGUGAGUUUGGCCAGGCUGACAUGCAGAAACUGGUGCCCAAAGAGGAGAAGCCAUCCGGUAUGACAACAACAACAACAACAACAGCAGCAGCAGCCUCAGGAUCCAGGAGAACUGAAACAGACGCUGUGUCUGUAGAUUCAGCUGCCGGUGGUCUACUGGAGGGCAUGUGUCUAGAUGGAGACACCCUGGCUCCUAUGGAGACUGAUGAACCCUCUGCCACAGAUCCAAAGUCAAAGUCCAAACUUACUCCAGCCAUGGCCACUCGCAUCAAACAAAUCAAACCUCUGCUCUCUGCAUCAUCCAGGUUAGGCAGGGCUCUGGCUGAACUCUUCGGCCUGUUGGUGAAACUGUGUGUAGGCUCCCCGGUGCGUCAGAGACGUUCCCACCAUGCCACAAGUACAGGCACCACUCCUACGCCUGCAGCACGAGCAACUGCCUCAGCCCUCACCAAGCUUCUCACCAAAGGCCUGAGCUGGCUGCCCCCUCCAUACACGCCCACACCACGGUUCAGGCUGACCUUCUUCAUCUGCUCCGUGGGUUUCACGUCUCCAAUGCUGUUUGAUGAAAGGAAAUACCCCUACCAUCUCAUGCUGCAAAAGUUCUUUUGCUCUGGAGGACAUGAUGCUUUAUUUGAGACAUUUAACUGGGCCCUGUCAAUGGGUGGGAAAGUCCCUGUGGCCGAGGGGUUGGAACAUGCAGAUCUUCCAGAUGGGACGGGGGAGUUCCUGGAUGCCUGGUUGAUGCUGGUGGAGAAGAUGGUUAAUCCAAGUACUGUGUUGGACUCGCCCCACUCCCUGCCUGCUAAAAUGCCUGGAAUCACUCCCACUAUGCCCCAGUUUAGUGCCCUUCGCUUCCUCAUAGUCACCCAGAAGGCUGCAUUCAGCUGUAUCCGCAGUCUGUGGAAUAGGAAGCCUCUAAAGGUGUAUGGAGGCAGAAUGGCUGAAUCUAUGCUGGCCAUUCUUUGCCACAUACUGAGAGGGGAGCCUGUGAUCCAGGAGCGUCUGGCUAAGGAAAGAGAGGGAACGACUCGCCCAGAUGAAGAAGGGACAUCUAGUAGCUCUUUGGCACCCAGUGUGGCUCCAGGAGGCUCCUCAACAACAGCAGAAACAUCAGUAGCUAGUGGAACAACGUCUGGAGCUCCAGCUGUAGGAUCAGCUGAUGAUUCCACUAAUUCCACUCCCCGACAUGAGCCUCAAGUCAAUCAGGCUCAACUAACACAGCUCAUGGACAUGGGUUUUUCAAGAGAGCAUGCCAUGGAGGCUCUACUCAACACCAGCACUAUGGAGCAAGCCACAGAGUAUCUGCUAACCCAUCCUCCUCCACUUCUUGGUGGAGCGGUGAGGGAUUUGACCAUGUCUGAGGAGGAUCAGAUGAUGAGGGCCAUUGCCAUGUCACUUGGGCAAGAGGUCAGCAUGGAGCAGCGUUCUGACUCCCCUGAGGAAGCGGCACGCAGGCGAGAGGAGGAGGACAGGCGAGCAAGGGAACGUGCAGAGGAAGAGGAGGCACGCUGUUUGGAGCGCUUCAUGGAAGCAGAGCCUCUGGACCCACAGGAGCUUCACACCUUCACCGACUCCAUGCUUCCUGGUUGCUUCCAUCUUUUGGAUGAGUUGCCUGACACAGUUUACCGACUCUGUGACCUCCUGAUGACUGCAAUCAAGCGGAGUGGACCCGAAUACAGAGACCUCAUUCUAGGUCAAGUAGUGCACCAGGUGUGGGAGGCUGCAGAUGUGCUUAUCAAGGCUGCUGAACCACUGACGACUAGUGACACAAAGACCGUGUCUGAGUGGACGCGGCAGAUGGCAACACUCCCCCAGGCCUCGAAGCUGGCAACACGAAUUCUCCUGCUCACGUUGCUCUUUGAGGUGCCAGAAUUGAAGGAACUGAAAUUGUUAGGAGCCAGAGUGGUGGAAAAAAGCGGCAUUCUUGAUUUGCUGAUCAAACUCCUUGAGGUUGUGCAGCCCUGUCUGCAAGCAGCUAAAGAGCACAAAGAGAUUCAGACACCCAAAUGGAUUACGCCAGUGCUGCUGCUUAUCGAUUUUUAUGAGAAGAUGGCAGUAUCCUCAAAACGAAGGGAGCAAAUGAACAAGUAUCUGCAGCCCAAUGGAAAUAACUGGCGAUGGUUUGAUGAUCGCUCAGGACGUUGGUGCAGUUACAGUGCAUCCAACAACAGCACCAUCGACUCUGCAUGGAGGGCUGGUGAGAGCAGUGUCCGCUUCACAGCUGGGCGGCGGAGAUACACUGUGCAGUUUAACACUAUGGUGCAGGUAAAUGAAGAGACUGGUAAUAGAAGGCCAGUGAUGUUGACUGUCCAGAAAGUGCCUCGCAUUACCAAGCCGUCCAAGACUGGUAAUGUUCCAGAUUCUGAGAGAGAGGAGGGUGACAAGCCCAAAGUGGAGGAAAGCCAAACCAAUGUAGACUCAGGAGUGGCUGUGGAGAUGAGUGCUCCUAAAGAGGACUCCAGCCAGCUGAAGGAGACGCCACCUCUGGAGUCGGACUAUGCUCAGGGAACUGACAUUGUUGUUAAAGGCCUGUCUGAUGAUAUGACCACUGUUCUUAUCCGGGCCUGUGUGAGCAUGAUCAGCGUUCCUGUUGACCCUGACACCCUUCAUGCCACUCUUCGUCUCUGUUUGCGCCUCACACGUAACCAUCACUAUGCAAUGAUGUUUGCUGAGCUAAAGAGUACGCGGAUGAUUCUGGGACUGACGCAGGGUUCCGGCUUCAAUGGCUUCACUCCGCUGGUGACUCUGCUGUUCAGGCACAUCAUAGAAGAUCCGGCUACGCUGCGGCACACCAUGGAGAAGGUGGUGAGGUCAGCUGUGACCAGUGGCGCAGGUAGCACCACAUCAGGUGUGGUUUCUGGCAGCCUAGGUUCCAGAGAAAUCAAUUACAUCCUCCGUGUCCUUGGCCCCGCUGCUUGUCGUAACCCUGAAUGCUUCAUUGAAACAGCCAGUAACUGCAUCCGUAUUGCUCUUCCUGCACCCCGUGGAGCUGGGACCACAUCUGAUGAUGAAUUUGAGAACCUUCGAAUUAAGGGACCUAAUGCUGUGCAGCUAGUGAAGACCACUCCUCUGAAGCUGUCUCCUUUGCCCCCUAUCCCUGAUACAAUCAAGGAAGUCAUCUAUGACAUGCUCAACGCCUUGGCCGCCUACCACGCUCCUGAAGAACCCGAGCGUCCAGAGGAACGUGCUGCAGCUGCACCUAGCACCCAAGAUCUUUGCCAGAUUUUACAGGAUGUGGGGGAUGAUGUUUACCAGCAGUACCGGCUUACCCGACAGGGGAGUGACUUUGACUCCCAAUCAGCAUUCCAUAUCAAUGCGCAAGUCUUUGCUGCUGACGGUGGUGCAGCAGAGUCUUCUCAGUCUGGGACCCCACAAGGUGAAGCCUCCACCCCAGAGGAAAUGCGGGAGGAAAAGAAGGAACAGGAAGGUGAGAAAGGUGUCAACUCGGAUGAGAGCAAAGCUGCUAAAGUAAAGGCAAGCAAGCCUCUCAUGCCAACCUCUACCAUCCUGAGACUGCUAGCUGAACUUGUGCGCUCCUAUGUGGGCAUCGCCACUCUAAUCGCCUCUUACUCGUACACCGCUGGACAAUCUGAGCUCAUAAAGGAGGAUUGCAGUGUUCUAGCUUUUGUGCUCGACCAUUUACUGCCUCACACACAGAAUUCAGAGGACAAAGACACCCCAGCAUUGGCACGCCUCUUUCUGGCCAGCUUAGCAGCGGCUGGGACAGGCACUGAUGCCCAGGUGGCCUUGGUGAAUGAAGUAAAAGCUGCUCUUAGUAGAGCGCUAGCAAUGACAGAAGGUGCUGAAAAACAUGCCAGGCUCCAGGCAGUCAUGUGCAUCAUCAGCACCAUCAUGGAGUCCUGUCCCUCCACAUCCACUUUCUACAGCACAGCAGCUGCCAAGACUCAACAUAAUGGCAUGAACAACAUUAUAAGACUCUUUCUCAAGAAAGGACUGGUCAAUGACUUGGCACGUGUGCCUCACAGCUUGGAUUUGUCCAGUCCUAACAUGGCCAACACGGUGAAUGCGGCUCUAAAACCUCUGGAGACUCUGUCACGCAUUGUUAACCAACCCAGCAGUCUAUUUGGAGGCAAAGGUGGAUCCAGCAAGAGCAAGACGGAACAUGAGACUGCUGGCACAACCAGGGAUAGCAAUAGCAACACGCAAGACCAAGGAGAGUCUGGAGAAACGGAACCAGUGGAUGGCAGCCACAGGGUUCAGGGAGCAGACGCUGACCUCAUGGAUGGAGAAACAGAAGGGGACACGGUGGUCAUUGCCGGGCAACCAGAGGUUCUGAGUACACAAGCCAUGCAGGUUGAGAAUGAGUUGGUGGACCUUAUUGAUGAGCUGCUGGAGAGAGAUGUCAGUACUGCAAACAGUACAAUUAUAGUUGGCCGUAGUGGUGGGGACGAAUCACAAGAGGAUGUGCUGAUGGAUGAGGUCCCAUCUAAUAUUAGCCAGGCAUCUACACUUCAGGCUAACCGUGAAGACUCCAUGAACAUCCUCGAACCGGAGGAUGAGGAGCAUACACAAGAGGAGGACUCGAGUGGCAGUAAUGAUGAUGAGGACAGUCAGGAUGAGGAAGAAGAGGAGGAGGAAGAAGAGGAGGAGGACCAGGAUGAUGAAGAAGGAGAUGAAGAUGAUGAUGACGAAGGCUCUGAAAUGGAGCUGGAUGAAGAUUUCCCUGAUAUCAACGCUGCACCCCACAUCCGCUUCGAAAGGUUUGACAGGGAUGAUGACCUCAUCAUAGAGUUCGACAACAUGUUUUCCAACAACGCUGACAUCCCUUCCUCCCCAGGGAACAUCCCCAGUUCCCAUCCUCUAAUGGUGCGCCAUGCUGAUCACGGUUCACUCACCUUAGGCGUGGGCAGUUCCAGCAGCCGCCUGGCACAGGGCAUGGGUCGCAGCCAGCGGACACUCCGUCAACUCACUGCCAACAGCGGGCACACCAUCCAUGUCCACUACCCUCAUAACCGGCAGCCCAAUCCUCCACUCAUUUUGCAAAGAUUGCUGGGCCCAAGUGCUGCAGCAGACAUUUUACAGCUGUCCAGCUCUCUGCCUCUGCAGUCCCGUGGUCGUGCCCGGCUUCUGGUUGGAAAUGAGGAUGUCCACAUUAUUGCUCGUUCUGAUGACGAAUUGCUGGAUGAUUUCUUUCAUGAGCAAAGCAGCACAGGUGGACAAGCGGGUACUCUGUCGAGUAUUCCCACUGCCUUAACGAGAUGGACAGACGAGUGCAAAGUGCUGGAUGCUGAGAGUAUGCACGACUGUGUAGCAGUGGUUAAAGUUCCGAUACUGCAGCAUCUGGAGAGUCUAAGAGAUGAGGAACUGGAAGAACGCAGGGAGAAGAGAAGAAGGCAGCUGGCUGAGGAGGAGGAGUCAAAACAGAAUGAAAGGAGGGCAUCUGGAGCAGAGCAAGUGAGGGAACAGAACCUACAGGGUUCUGGAUUGGGAACAGUUAAUGGUGCAGAGAACACUGCAGAAGGUGAGCAGGCUCAGGAGGGUCAGAUGGCAUGCCUGGACGCACCCAGGGUCUCAGAGGGCUUCCUCACCGCUCCCCCAUCUGGAGAGGUCACUCCCACCACCCCUGCUCCACACGAACAGGCCCUGGUCUCCCUGGAGACCGCCAUUAGUCAGCAAGUCCACCAGCCAAUUGCUGACCUGCUCAUGGCGGAAUCGCAUGCCAGCUCACUGGCUGCUCUGGCUGGGGCGGGCCUACCCACCCUGUCAGAAACCCAGAGACCAAACACGGAAGCAGAAGCAUCCCAGAUGGAAAUGUCCCCGGCUCCCACAACUGGUGAGAGAGUUGGAGGAGGUGGUGGAGGAGGAGCAUUGGAUGAAGUCAGGGAAGCCUCCCUAAGCCCGGAUAUUGUAGAAAACACUGAGCCUGCAGCGGCUGGUGUGUCUCAGUUGGAAGGAUCCCCCAUGGAUACCAGCAGCCCUGCAUCUGCUACUCAGGAAGAAGCUGCUCCCAAUCCUCCUCAGACCACCCAGCUGUCCCAGGAGCUGUCUGGCAGCAGGGAGAGUGGGCUGACUGACAGGCAGACUGAUGCCGAGACUGGGUCCACAUCUGUUUCAUCUCCCGGAGAGACGAUGCCUCGGAGCGACAGCGCUGAUAGCCAGUCCCAGGCCAUCCAGGAGGAGCCUCUUCCAUCCACCAGCAAUGAGGACGAGGAUCCGCUUGCUGGUAUAAGUUUGCCAGAGGGUGUGGAUCCAUCUUUUCUUGCAGCUCUUCCAGAAGACAUCCGCAGAGAGGUUCUUCAAAAUCAGCUUGGUAUCAGACCACCUUCACGUCCUCCCGCUACCACAACCUUGCCCUCCUCUAAUGCGCCUGUGCUUAGUGGACCAGGGGUUACAGAGGUCAGCCCUGAGUUCCUGGCGGCUUUGCCACCUACUAUUCAGGAGGAGGUUCUUGCCCAGCAAAGAGCUGAGCAGCAGAGAAGAGAGCUAGCGCAGCAGCCUCCAACGGGAGACACUCCCCUGGAUCCAGUCACUUUCAUCCAGACAUUACCAUCAGAGCUGCGGCGUAGUGUUCUUGAAGACAUGGAAGAUAGCGUGUUGGCUGUCAUGCCUCCAGACAUUGCUGCUGAGGCAGCUGCAUUGCGGAGAGAGCAAGAGGCCCGUCAGAGACAGCUAAUGCACGAGAGGUUGUUCGGCCAUAGCUCAUCUUCUGCACUUUCAGCCAUCCUGCGCUCGCCUGCCUUUACCAGCCGGUUAGGAAGUAACCGAGGGGUCCAAUACACCCGACUGGCUGUCCAGAGAGGAGGACCGUUUCAGAUGGGUGGAGGAACAAACCAUAGACCAUCCAGCUCCAGUGUAGACUCAUUGUUGCGUCUCCGUGGACGACUACUACUGGACCACGAGGCGUUGUCCUGCCUGUUGGUUUUGCUGUUUGUGGACGAACCGAAACUCAACACCAGUCGUCUGCACCGUGUGCUCAGGAACCUCUGCUACCACUCUCAGACUCGCGGGUGGGUCAUUCGCAGCCUGUUGUCCAUACUCCAACGCAGCAGUGAGAGCGAGGUCUGUGUGGAGACGUCACGUCUAGAAGAUUGCAGGGGGAAACGAGGCAGCCAGGGGGGAUGUGGAGGAAAAGGUUCAGCCGCCUCUUCCCUCUCCUCCUCAUCGUCGUCAUCCUUAGAGCUGCUAAACAGGGUGGAGUCACGAAGCUCCAGCCAGCUGUCUUGGCUCUCAGUCUCUAUGGAUGCUGCUUUGGGCUGCCGGACAAACAUUUUUCAAAUCCAGCGAGCGUCGGGUAGGAAACAUGCUGAUCGGCACGCAGCUGGCAGCUCCACAGGAUCUGGAACACUAGGAGUAUCGGGUGGAGCGACAGGAGUCACGUGUGCUGGAGGCGGAGGCUCCACAGUUCACAUCCACCCACAGGCUGCCCCAGUGGUCUGCCGUCAUGUCUUGGACACACUUAUCCAGCUAGCUAAGGUUUUCCCAAGUCACUUCACCCAGCAGCGAUGCAAGGAUGUGUCAGCAGCUGCUUCUGAGUUGGAUUCCCGUCUUUGUUCAGGGUCCUCUGGAGGGGGAACUGGAGUUGGAAGCUCUAGAUCAGGGUCCAACCCUAAUACUCAGAACUCCUUGGGCUCCUCUGUAGCUACUCCUCAGUCUUUAGGAAUCUCAACAGAUUUCUGGGAUCUGCUUGUCAAACUCGACAACAUGAACGUCAGCCGCAAGGGAAAAGCCUCUAUGAAGACUGUGCCCCUUGGUGGCGGAGCAGAGGCUGAGGGAGCACAGUUCAGCUUAGAGACAUCCCCCCUUGGCCAACUGAUGAACAUGCUAUCUCAUCCUGUAAUCAGGCGAAGCUCCUUGCUCACUGAAAAACUGCUCCGCCUUCUCUCCCUCAUAUCUAUUGCCCUGCCGGACAACAAGGCAACAGAGGUGCCUGCUGGACACCCGACCCCACAGGCUGCCAACCCUAACGCGGCUAGUUCAGGGCCCACAGUGUCGAUCACAACACAGGGUGCAGCUUUGAUGGUCUCUGCCCAGCCCACUGUGACGAUACCGGGGGCCUCUGGAGGAGCUGCAACCCAGAGUACUGCCUCAGGAACAAACAUAACGGUCUCACAGGCUUCUUCUACUACGAUCUCAAUACCCACGUCCACUGGAAUAACCUCAGCAGGAAAACAGAGGGGUCAAAUUUUAAGUACGGAGAUCGACAAGAUGGUGUCUACGGGACUCACUGAGAAACAGCUUCAACUUUCUGUGGAGGUGCUGACAUCUCACUCAUGUUCAGAGGAGGGUCUAGAGGAUGCUGCUAACAUUCUGCUGCAGUUAUCUAGAGGCGACGGCUCCACCAGAGACACAGUGCUCAGGCUACUGCUUAGCGGAGCCAGGCAUCUUGGAUACACGCUAUGCAAGCAGAUUGGCACAUUGCUGGCAGAACUUAGAGAGUACAAUUUAGAGCAGCAGAGGCAGGCACAGGCUGACUCCCAUUCUCCAGAUGGACCUCCAGAGGAUCCCUCCCUAUCUGCCAGGUUGAAGGGCAAGAUGACCAGCAGGUUUGACGGGUCAGAGAGUGUGGUGAUUGUGGCUGCACAAAAGCGCACACUUGGGGGGCGUGAGUUGCAGCUUCCAUGCAUGAGCUCGCUGACAUCCAAAACAUCAACACAGAAGUUUUUCCUGCGAGUGCUGCAAGUGAUUAUUCAGCUCCGUGAGGACACACGACGUGCCAACAAAAAAGCCAAACAAACGGGCCGGUUGGGCUCCAGCAGCCUUGGCUCUGCCAGCAGCAUCCAGGCUGCAGUGCGACAGCUUGAAGCUGAGGCCGACGCCAUCAUUCAGAUGGUGAGAGAGGGGCAACGUGCACGUCGGCUCCAACAGGCCCCCCCUCCUACCGCUCCUUCUGCAUCCGCCGCCGGAUCGUCAGUGGCUGCCCCCCAUGCUCCCACUGGUGCUGCUCCCACUACUGGCACGGCUGCUGCUGCCACGUCUGAAGUGCAGUCGGCGCCGGAAGCUCAGUCAGCACAGAGGGAUGAAUCUCCAAUGGAUGUUGACCAACCGUCUCCUCUGGAGCAGGAUGCUGCACCUCUGGAUGAAGAGGGGGCCGCUCAGUCAGAGAGUGAGGAGAAACUUCCAGACCUACCUCUGCUCAGUGAGCAGCUGCUGUUGGAUGAACUGUGGGAUAUGCUUGGGGAGUGUCUGAAAGAGCUGGAGGAGUCUCAUGACCAGCAUGCUGUGCUCGUGCUCCAGCCUGCGGUGGAGGCCUUCUUUCUGGUUCACGCUACAGAGCGAGAGAGCAAACCUCCUGUUAGGGACACGCGAGAGAGCCAGCUUUCACACAUUAAAGAUGAGCCGCCUCCACUCUCCCCGGCUCCCCUAACACCUGCCACUCCUUCAUCCUUGGACCCGUUCUUUUCCAGAGAGCCAUCUUCCAUGCACAUCUCCUCUAACCUCCCACCAGACACCCAGAAAUUCCUCCGCUUUGCUGAAACUCACCGCACAGUACUUAAUCAGAUUCUACGACAGUCAACCACUCACCUGGCUGAUGGGCCUUUUGCAGUAUUAGUUGACUACAUCCGAAUCCUGGACUUCGAUGUAAAGAGAAAGUACUUCCGCCAGGAGCUGGAAAGACUUGAUGAAGGCCUGAGGAAGGAGGACAUGGCUGUGCAUGUGAGACGAGAUCAUGUGUUUGAAGACUCGUACAGGGAACUGCACCGCAAGAGCCCUGAAGAUAUGAAGAACAGACUAUACAUUGUGUUUGAAGGGGAGGAAGGUCAGGAUGCAGGUGGCCUGCUCAGGGAGUGGUACAUGAUUAUUUCCCGGGAGAUGUUUAACCCCAUGUAUGCCCUAUUCCGGACAUCCCCGGGCGACCGCGUCACCUACACCAUAAACCCCUCCUCUCACUGCAACCCCAACCACCUAAGUUACUUCAAGUUUGUGGGUCGCGUUGUGGCCAAGGCGGUGUACGACAACCGGCUGCUGGAAUGCUACUUCACACGCAGCUUCUAUAAACACAUCCUUGGCAAGAGUGUCAGGUACACUGACAUGGAGAGUGAGGACUACCCAUUCUUCCAGGGUUUAGUGUACUUGUUAGAGAAUGACGUGUCCACGCUGGGCUAUGAGCUGACGUUCAGCACAGAGGUUCAAGAGUUUGGUGUGUGUGAAGUAAGAGACCUCAAGCCAAACGGGGCAAACAUUCUUGUCACAGAGGAAAACAAAAAGGAGUAUGUUCAUUUGGUGUGCCAGAUGAAGAUGACAGGUGCAAUCCGCAAACAGCUUGCAGCAUUCCUGGAGGGAUUCUAUGAGAUUAUCCCCAAGAGACUGAUCUCCAUCUUCACAGAGCAGGAGCUGGAACUGCUAAUCUCUGGCCUGCCUACCAUUGACAUCGAUGACCUGAAGGCCAACACUGAAUAUCAUAAAUACCAAUCCAGCUCUAUUCAGAUCCAGUGGUUCUGGAGAGCCUUGCGAUCCUUUGAUCAGGCAGACCGGGCCAAGUUCCUGCAGUUUGUCACAGGCACAUCCAAGGUUCCUCUUCAGGGUUUUGCUGCUCUAGAAGGCAUGAACGGCAUCCAGAAGUUCCAGAUUCACCGUGAUGAUCGAUCAACUGACCGUCUGCCAUCUGCUCAUACCUGCUUUAACCAGCUAGACCUUCCAGCCUAUGAGAGCUAUGAGAAGCUGAGACACAUGCUGCUGUUGGCCAUUCAGGAAUGCUCAGAGGGAUUCGGACUGGCAUAAAACCAUGAGACCCAGAGACAUGCAUACACCUAAUUAGUUUGCCUACUCCUGACACAUUCACACUGAUAACCUCUGAAUGCACGCACACACUAUCAUAGACAUUACUGGAUUUCUCGUUGAAUGGCUUAGUCUUGCUGGUUUCUAUUCCAUAUAAAACAGGUAAAACCAGCAAGUAAAAUAGACUGAUAUUGAGUACAACACAGAGAGCCUCAUUCGGACACGCUUGUGUCUCCCUUCCCAAUUUAUCGCAAAUGCAAGCGAGGAUCCAUGGACUAAUAAGAGAUGUUUUCUUCAUUUAGUUUGAUUUUCCUGUACAAAAGGUUUGGGAGUUUAUGUUCAUUUUUUGUUCUCUGGCUGUGUAAAAAGAAAAAAAAAGAAUGUUGUUUGAAUAGGAUGGUUAUAAAACCUUUGGGGAAAAAAAAUGUUGUUGGUUUCCUGUUGCUAAUUUGUGACAUCACAAGCCUUGACAAUGGGGAACAUUUUUAUGGGUGGGGGUGUAUGAACAACACAAAGUUUUGGAGAUAUUCACCAAAAUGCACUUUUCAAAGUUUUGUGGCAUUUUUAAGGAAGGAUGGUACAAACAAUGAAGAGAAAACCUUAAAGUGAUUUAAAAAACAUUAACCAUAAAAUCUAGAGUAUUUUUGGCUAUUAAACCGCUGACCCAGCCUUGAGCCUUUGAACCAGAGUGGAAUAACUACAUGAAUAAAUGCAUAAA
Messenger RNA from Cyprinodon variegatus (sheepshead minnow), 14609 nucleotides. RefSeq names its product HECT, UBA and WWE domain containing 1, E3 ubiquitin protein ligase (gene huwe1). Gene Ontology annotation, biological process: proteasome-mediated ubiquitin-dependent protein catabolic process; positive regulation of protein catabolic process; Golgi organization. The record is from RefSeq and is a predicted model, not a curated record. The transcript has 81 exons. Bases 212 to 13894 code for a protein of 4560 amino acids. Gene Ontology annotation, molecular function: protein binding; zinc ion binding; ubiquitin-protein transferase activity. NCBI's taxonomy places the organism in Eukaryota, Metazoa, Chordata, Actinopteri, Cyprinodontiformes, Cyprinodontidae. Gene Ontology annotation, cellular component: nucleus; Golgi membrane.